Molecule: messenger RNA, 1859 nt
Organism: Lagenorhynchus albirostris (white-beaked dolphin)
Lineage: Eukaryota; Metazoa; Chordata; Mammalia; Artiodactyla; Delphinidae
Gene: FZR1
Product: fizzy and cell division cycle 20 related 1
Exons: 14
Coding region: 209-1699 (496 amino acids)
Biological process (GO): positive regulation of anaphase-promoting complex-dependent catabolic process; positive regulation of ubiquitin protein ligase activity; anaphase-promoting complex-dependent catabolic process
Cellular component (GO): anaphase-promoting complex
Molecular function (GO): protein binding; anaphase-promoting complex binding; ubiquitin ligase activator activity
Source: RefSeq, a predicted model, not a curated record
GCGCGCCCGCCGGAGGGCGCCGGACGGUGCGGAGUCGCGACCGACGCCAUAUUAAGGAGCGCGGACCCCGGGUUACGGUCAGCCGCGAACGCGGCCGGACGAGGUGUAGCUGCUCUUACUAGAGGCGGGCGCGGCGCGGCGAGGCGCCAGGAGAGGCGGGGCUGGCGGAUCCAGUGGGCGACGGGAGCGAGCCAGGCUGACGGCCGCCAUGGACCAGGACUACGAGCGGCGCCUCCUCCGGCAGAUCGUCAUCCAGAACGAGAACACGAUGCCGAGCGUUGCAGAGAUGCGGCGAACCCUGACACCCGCCAACUCUCCCGUGUCCUCCCCCAGCAAGCACGGGGACCGCUUCAUCCCCUCGAGAGCCGGCGCCAACUGGAGCGUGAAUUUCCACAGGAUCAACGAAAAUGAGAAAUCUCCCAGCCAAAACCGGAAAGCCAAGGACGCCACCUCGGACAAUGGCAAAGACGGCCUGGCCUACUCGGCUCUGCUGAAGAACGAACUGCUCGGUGCCGGCAUCGAGAAGGUGCAGGACCCGCAGACGGAGGACCGCAGGCUGCAGCCCUCCACGCCUGAGAGGAAGGGCCUCUUCACGUAUUCCCUCAGCACCAAGCGCUCCAGCCCCGACGAUGGCAAUGACGUGUCUCCCUACUCCCUGUCCCCCGUCAGCAACAAAAGUCAGAAGCUACUGCGGUCCCCACGGAAACCCACCCGCAAGAUCUCCAAGAUCCCCUUCAAGGUCCUGGAUGCGCCCGAGCUGCAGGACGACUUCUACCUGAACCUGGUGGACUGGUCAUCCCUCAAUGUACUCAGCGUGGGGCUGGGGACCUGCGUGUACCUGUGGAGCGCCUGCACCAGCCAGGUGACCCGGCUCUGUGAUCUCUCCGUGGAAGGGGACUCGGUGACCUCCGUUGGCUGGUCUGAGAGGGGGAACCUGGUGGCCGUCGGCACACACAAGGGCUUCGUGCAGAUCUGGGAUGCGGCCGCAGGGAAGAAGCUGUCCAUGCUGGAAGGCCACACGGCGCGCGUCGGGGCGCUGGCCUGGAACGCCGACCAGCUCUCGUCCGGGAGCCGGGACCGCAUGAUCCUGCAGAGGGACAUCCGCACGCCGCCCUUGCAGUCAGAGCGGCGGCUGCAGGGCCACCGGCAGGAGGUGUGUGGGCUCAAGUGGUCCACGGACCACCAGCUGCUCGCCUCAGGGGGCAACGACAACAAGCUGCUGGUUUGGAACCACUCAAGCCUGAGCCCCGUGCAGCAGUACACAGAGCACCUGGCGGCCGUGAAGGCCAUCGCCUGGUCCCCGCACCAGCACGGGCUGCUGGCAUCCGGCGGCGGCACAGCCGACCGCUGCAUCCGCUUCUGGAACACUCUCACGGGGCAGCCGCUGCAGUGCAUCGACACCGGCUCCCAGGUGUGCAACCUCGCCUGGUCCAAGCACGCCAAUGAGCUGGUGAGCACGCAUGGCUACUCGCAGAACCAGAUCCUCGUCUGGAAAUACCCAUCCCUGACACAGGUGGCCAAGCUGACCGGGCACUCCUACCGGGUUCUCUACCUGGCCAUGUCCCCUGAUGGAGAGGCCAUAGUCACUGGUGCUGGAGAUGAAACCCUGAGGUUCUGGAAUGUCUUUAGCAAAACCCGUUCGACAAAGGUAAAGUGGGAAUCUGUGUCCGUCCUCAACCUCUUCACCAGGAUCCGGUAAACCCGUGGCCGUGCCGUCCUGGUCGCAGAGCGCCACCUCUCAGCGUGCAUGGACCCUCCCCUCCCCCGAACAUGGGCCCCAGAGGAAGACAGGCAGCCAGGGUGGGGCGGGAGCCGGGCCUGGAGAGACCCUGAAGGUUCUAUUAAAGCCUGAUUGUGAA